AUGUCUGUGUGUCAGUGUAGGGGCUCGCGGCCCUUGUGGCUACCCGCCCUUAUCCUCCUCGGACUUACCAAUCUACCAGCAGGCGUUAGUGGGCAGCUAUCAACGGCGUGUAGGUUCCCAGGGGCUCCAGCCCAUUCCUCGGUCAUAUUCUCCGACGAAAACCUAGGACCUGGUGCUGUGGCGACCUACACCUGCGAGAGAGGUUUCGAACUUCUGGGUCCUUCGAGGAGGGUUUGCGAAAACGGAGUUUGGCUACCCGAAGGCAUACCUUUUUGUGUUCUUAAUGUUGCUGCGGGCAAAGCCCCCAUGCAAGUCAGUACGGAAAUGGCUGGAAUCCCCCAAAAGGCGAUAGAUGGCAGCACGAGCGCUUUCUUCAGCAGUGAAACUUGUACAUUGACGAAACCCGAAAGAAGCCCUUGGUGGUACGUCAAUCUGUUGGAGCCCUAUAUGGUGCAGCUGGUCAGGUUGGAUUUCGGAAAGCCUUGUUGUGGGGCCAACAAACCGGCAACCAUAGUGGUGCGAGUGGGCAACAACCGUCCCGACCUGGGCAACAACCCGAUCUGUAACAGAUUCACCGGCUUCCUGGAGGAAGGCCAGCCCCUAUUCCUCCCUUGCAACCCGCCGAUGCCGGGCGCCUUCGUCAGCGUCCACCUGGAAACCCCUACCCCCAGCCAGCUCUCCAUCUGCGAAGCCUUCGUCUACACCGACCAAGCGCUCCCCAUCGAACGAUGUCCCCAGUUCAGGGACCAACCGCCCGGCAGCACGGCGACGUACAACGGCAAGUGCUACAUCUUCUACAACAGGCAACCCGUGAAGUUCCGCGAGGCCCUCGGCUUCUGCAGGGCCAGGGGCGGUACCUUGGUGGACGAGAGCAACCCCGCCCUGCAGGGUUUCAUCAGCUGGGAGCUGUGGAGGAGACACAGGAGCGAUGCGAGCGGACAGUACUGGAUGGGGGCCGUGAGGGAUGUCCAAACAGGCGGUUGGCAGUGGCUUAAAGGGGAUGAGGUGACGGUUUCGUUCUGGAACAUGCCCGUCGGGAACGGGGAGUGUGCCAGGUUCGACGGGACCAAGGGGUGGCUGUGGUCGGACACCGAUUGUUCCAUGCAUUUGAAUUACAUUUGCCAGCAUCAACCCAAGGCUUGCGGCAGGCCCGAACAGCCACCCAACUCGACGAUGCUGGCCUUGAACUACAACGUGGGUGCCACCAUAGAGUAUUCCUGCGACGAGGGACACCUCUUAGUCGGGCCGACCACAAGGACUUGUUUAGAAACGGGCUUCUACAACGAGUUCCCGCCGGUGUGCAAGCGCAUCCAAUGUGGAUAUCCCGCUGAUAUAGCCAAUGGGGAGUAUACUCUGGUGAACGACAGUGUGGGUUAUCUGUCCAGGGUGGUGUAUUCCUGCGACGAAGGGUACGAGAUGAUCGGAAGGGCUCAACUGGCGUGUGACAUCGACGAGAGGUGGAACGGUCCUCCGCCAAGAUGCGAACCUGUGCAAUGCGAACCCCCCACCGAAAUCGCAAACGGGGCUUUGGAAAUGCCCAGUAACGACACAAUUUUCGGAUCGAUCGUCCACUACGUCUGCAACGCCGGUUACAGACUGGUCGGUCCCAAUAACGUAACCUGCCUGGCCAACGGGCAGUACGACGCCUUACCUCCGACCUGUCAAGAGGAACCGACAACCCCCCUCGUGACGGAGAUCUUGAAAACCACCAGACCACCCGUACAAUCCUCGCCCUCGUCCGCGACCACCCGUCAUAGGAGCCGACCGACCCGUCCGCCCCCGACGACGAUCCGAGGCAUCGAAAUCAUCAAAGUAACCAACAAGACGAGGAAACCUUCGAGGGUCACGACGGGAGCUACCACGUCCAUCACCUCCACGUCGCACGUGCCGUCCAUCAUAGUGGCCGGCCAUCCUCAGGAUAACGAGAUUGCCGGCAGUUCGAACGUUCAACAUGGCGAACAUCCCAACGUGAACGUCCCGCUGUCCGUGGACGGGGAACGCAGGGACACGUUCGGGGCGAAGUUAAACGUCGGGGCUAUAAUUGCCCUGGGCGCUUUCGGAGGUUUCGUUUUCCUGGCGGCGAUCAUCACGACUAUAGUCAUAUUAGUCCGGAGGAAUCGAAGUGCCAAACAUUACCGCCACCGAGCCUCGCCCGACUGCAACACAGUCGCCUCGUUCGACUCCUCCAGCUCGGAGUCGCGCAACGGCGGCCUCAACCGCUACUACAGGCAGGCGUGGGAGAACCUCCACGAGUCGGCGGGCAGCAAGACGGCCCUGAAGGCGGCCGCCACCGCCAACCACUCCCCCCUCCGCAGGAAGGAGACCCUGGACGAGCCGUACCGUACCGACAGGCACCGCGACGGUUCCGAGCCGGCGGACACCUUCAGCGGGAAACCCGCCGCCGAGAAGAAGAGACACCACCACCACCACCAUCACCACGACGGCAGGCCCCACAAGGAGGGCAGGGAGUGGCGGGAGCAGCGCCCGCCCCCCGGCAGGGACAGCAAGAGAUAUUGACAGUCUUGUAUGGUGAUAACGGUACAAUUCGAGGAGUAGGUAAAUUGUAUUUAUUCUGUUUGAGGGGUCGGGGCGAGGUAAACGGGGCGCCGGCGGUGGUUUUAUCGCCGAAACGUUAAUUUUCUUAUAAUUAGAGAAAAAGUUAAAAAAAUUGAAUGUGUGUAAAAAGAAAAUAUUUUUUGUCUACGAUCGUGUCAAAAGUCACAAUUUUUUGUGUAAAAAUAGACUUUACAGUAAAAGUUUUUAUUUCAUGCGUUUAUUGCGGGAUUUCAGUGAAAAAGUUUAUAAUUAACGCAACUUUCGAUAAAAAUUUUAGUUUCCCGUUUAUUUCGCACUAUUUAACUUACAAGGUGUUCCGUAGGGACCGAAUCAAAAGCCAGGAAAAGUCACGUCGAAUUUAGAAAAACCUUAAGAGGGCUCUAUAGCAAAUAGCCAACCAGCAAUACAUUUUUAUAGGUUUUAUUACACAGUUUGUGU
Anoplophora glabripennis (Asian longhorned beetle) is the source of this 2994-nucleotide messenger RNA. RefSeq lists its product as uncharacterized. The record is from RefSeq and is a predicted model, not a curated record. NCBI's taxonomy places the organism in Eukaryota, Metazoa, Arthropoda, Insecta, Coleoptera, Cerambycidae. The transcript has 9 exons. The coding region runs from base 1 to 2517 and encodes 838 amino acids.